Xenopus tropicalis (tropical clawed frog) is the source of this 3840-nucleotide messenger RNA. It is a transcript of the gene znf613l, whose product is annotated as zinc finger protein 613-like. Bases 6 to 3695 code for a protein of 1229 amino acids. The transcript has 8 exons. The record is from RefSeq and is a predicted model, not a curated record. Lineage: Eukaryota; Metazoa; Chordata; Amphibia; Anura; Pipidae. Gene Ontology annotation, biological process: negative regulation of cell differentiation; negative regulation of transcription by RNA polymerase II. Gene Ontology annotation, cellular component: nucleus.
CAGAGAUGGAACCAAGGAGGUUAGAGGGGAAAUGGGAGAAUGAAGAGCCGGACACUGAGGAGCCUCUGCCCACAAUAAAGAGGGAAAUGGAUCCCGUUCCUGGGGCCGAUUCUCCAGUGAUGGAAUCAGAAAUAUUACAGAUAAAGAUCAAAGAAGAAGAACCAGACUAUGAAGAUGAUCCAAACCCAAUGGAAAGCUUGGAAGGAUCACUUACUGAUGGGGACGGCUGUGAUAACGAGGAAUGGAAAUGGCAGUCACAGAUUUCCGGGGGUUUCUCCGACACUUUGGAUACAAGUGAGGGUCCUGGGAUACUUAUAGGAGAGACUGCACCGUAUAAAGCAGAGAGCGACUCAGACUGCGACUCGCUGACCAGCUGGGGGGCAGAAGAGGAGGAUAAGACAUUGGGCUUUAUCUGCUUUAAGUGUGGGAUCAGGUUCUCUGCGCACAGGGAUCUCCUUACGCACCUCUGUGGCCAAUACGAGGAAGGCCAAGAGGGGCAACAACAGGACUUUGCUGGGGAGAAACCAUUUGCACCUAUAGACUGUGGGCAAAUUCAGAAGACAAUCAUAACGGGGGAGAAACCAUUCACCUGUGCAGAGUGUGGAAAAGCUUUCUCCUCUAAGAGGAACCUUUGCAACCACCACCAGGUCCACACGGGGGAGAGGCAUUUCACCUGUACGCAGUGCGGCAAAAACUUCUUCUCCAAGAGCAACCUUCACGCCCACCAGAAUAUCCACACGGGGCUGAAAACCUUCACGUGUACGGAAUGCGGCAAAAGCUUCUUCCGCGAGAGCCACCUGCGCCGACACCAGAACGUACACGCGGGGGAGAAGCGCUUCUCGUGUGUAGAAUGUGGGGAAAGCUUCGCUACGAAGAAACACUGUAACGUCCACCAGAAAAGUCACGUGAUGGGGAAAUCAUUCUCGUGCAAAGAAUGUUCCAAAACGUUCUCCCUAAAGAACCUUCUUCAGAGACACCAGAAGAUCCACACGGGGGAGAAACCAUUCACCUGCUCAGAGUGUGGGAAACGUUUCUUACGGAAGAGCCACCUUCAGCGGCACCGCAAGAUUCACACCGCAGACAAACCUCUCCCCGAUACAGAGUUUGCUACCACCAUCAUCCAAUGUGGCCCUCGUAGGAAACGCCUUAAGCCUCGCGCAGGGGAGAAGCGUUUCUCUUGCACAGAGUGCAGCAAAGCCUUCUCUCGGAAAAGCAACCUUCAGAGCCACCAGAAGCUUCACUCCGGGCAGGAACUGUUCACCUGUACAGAAUGCGAUAAAAGCUUCUCCUAUAAGAGCAACCUUCUCAAUCACCAGAAGAUUCACACGGGGGAGAAACCCUUCACCUGCACGGAAUGUGGCAAAAGCUUCUCCCACAAGUGGAACCUCUUCAACCAUCAGAAAAUUCACACGGGGGAGAAACCCUUUGCCUGCGCGGAGUGCGGGAAAAGAUUCUCCUUAAAGAACAACCUGAAAAACCAUCAGAAAAUCCACACGGGGGAAAAACCAUUUGCGUGCGCGGAAUGUGGGAAAUGCUUCUCUUUGAAGAGCCACCUCCAUAGCCACCAGCGGACACACACCGGGGAGAAACCAUUCACAUGUAACGAAUGCGGCAACAGCUUCUCUUCCAAAAGUUACCUGGAAGCUCACCAGAAUAUUCACGCAGGGGUGAAGCCCUUCUCCUGCGCGGUGUGUGGGAAAAGCUUCUUCCGAGAAAGUCACCUGAACAGACACCGCAAUAUUCACACCAGGGAGAAACCAUUCACCUGCACAGACUGCAGCAAAUGCUUCCCUACCAAGAGCCACCUCCAGAGACAUCAGAACAUUCACACCGGCCUCAGGCCUUUCCAAUGCACAGACUGCGGGAAGAGCUUCCCCACCAAGAGCCACCUUCACACGCACAAGAACGUUCACACCGGCUUGAAACCCUUCUUGUGUACGGAGUGCGGCAAGUGUUUCUCACGGAAGAGCCACCUCCAGAAACACCAGAGAACUCACACAGGGGAGAGACGCUACACCUUCGAGGAGUUUGAGAAAAGCCUCAUGCAGGAAAGCCACAGACUGCAGCUCAGCCUCCCCCUACAGGAGCCUCCUUCUCCAUCAGCAGAAACACCUCAAGGCUGGAUGGGAUCCCACAAGCAGCUCCCACAGCCACCGGAUAGUCUGGGAUUUAAAGAGAAAAAGCGCGCCCUCCGAGCCCUGGCCCCUCCCCUUACAGCAUGUUUCCGGACAUGCGCAGAAGGGGAGGCUGAGCCCGGGCAGCCAAUAACAACACAGGAUAAGAUGUCGGCCCCUCAGCCCCAUAACCGCAGCCACAAGCCGGCAGACGAGGAGGAGGACCCCCUAGAUCACAUGAUUGGCCGUACGGGCUGCGCGGCGGCUCAUUACGCGGUGCAGGAGUGCAUGGCAGAGCAGCAGGACUGGAGGAAGUGCCAGGCACAAAUGGAAAGCUCAGCAGCGCCACUUACUGAUGGGGGUUCCCCAGAGCCACAGCCAGAAAUAUUACAGAUAAAGAUAAAGGAGGAAGAACCGGACCUUGAGGACCAUCAGAUCCCAAUGAAAAGCUCAGCAGCGCCACUUACUGAUGGGGGGAAGGAGAAUGUCGGUGCUGGGGAUAAACAGCAGGACGCAGAGCUGGGAGAAGAUUUCCCUCUUGUAACGGAACAAAGAAUUCAGCCAAGGGAGAAACCAUUUAAGUGCACGGAAUGUGGGAAAGGUUUCCUUCACAAUCGCUCCCUCGUGUCCCACCAAUCGACGGUUCACAAAGGGCACAAACCUUUCUCGUGUCCCGAAUGUGGGAAAUGUUUUACCCGAAAGCACAGCCUUAAAUAUCACCAAGCGGCUCACACACACGUAAAACGUUUCAAAUGUAGGAACUGCAGGAAAUGUUUUUCUCACUGGAGGGAAUUUCAGGAGCACUGUGUCACCCACACAGCGGAGAAACCAUUCACUUGCACCGAAUGUGGCAAAAGCUUCACACUAAAAUGCGCCCUUUGUAGCCACCAGAGAAUCCACACAGGGAAAAAACCCUUUAGUUGCACAGAAUGUGGGACAGGUUUCUCUUGCAACCUUAGCCUUCAGCUACACGUGAAGCGGCACAGAGGGGAGAAACCAUUCAGGUGCACGGAAUGUGGGAAAGAGUAUGCCUACAGCAGCAGCCUCCGUCUGCACAUGAAAUUACACACAGGGGAUAAACUAUUUAUCUGUACAGAAUGUGGGAAACGGUUCCUGCAGAGAAGCCUCUUUCUGCUACACGUGAAAGUGCAUACGGGGGAGAAACCAUUCAUCUGCACCGAAUGUGGCAAAAGCUUCACUCAGAAGAAGCUGCUUAUUGGCCACCAGUCCGUUCACACAGGGGAGAAACCAUUCACAUGUUCAGAGUGUGGGAAACAUUUCUCUAACAAGGGAGACCUUCUCACACACCAGAGACGUCACACAGGGGUGAAACCGUUCAAGUGCGCAGAGUGCGGGAAAAGCUUCCUUGCAAGUAGCAACUUCCGCGCCCAUCAGAGGAUUCACACAGGGGAGAAACCAUUCACGUGUACAGAGUGUGGCAAAGGCUUUGCUCUGCGUAGCUACCUCCGCGUGCACCAGAGAACUCACACGGGGGAGAGACCUUACUCAUGUGAUGUAUGUGGGAAAAGCUACGCCCAGAGCGGGGCACUUGCUGUACACAAGAGAUCUCACUGUCGGUAGAAUGUAUUGCUAUUGUGCUUCUGUUAUCAACUCAUGGUACCGCAAUUAUUGUUUCAUGGUCUAGAUGGCACUAUUCUAUAUUAUGCCUAUAUGUAAAAUAUUUUUUUUAAAAAGUUGCAUUAUUAAACGGAGCACCCCAGCAGCA